Messenger RNA from Vespula vulgaris, 709 nucleotides. RefSeq names its product 50S ribosomal protein L27 (gene mRpL27). The record is from RefSeq and is a predicted model, not a curated record. Gene Ontology annotation, biological process: translation. Gene Ontology annotation, molecular function: structural constituent of ribosome. Lineage: Eukaryota; Metazoa; Arthropoda; Insecta; Hymenoptera; Vespidae. The coding region runs from base 140 to 589 and encodes 149 amino acids. Gene Ontology annotation, cellular component: ribosome; mitochondrial large ribosomal subunit. The transcript has 3 exons.
UGUCAUGACGUCAUUGUAUCGUAGCACUCGUGUCAACGAUGUUCAUUUUUCUCCUGUGAUAAACCGUAACUUAUAUAUGUCGAUAAAUGAAAAUUAGUUGGUAAAGAAUUAUUUAAAAUAUAGUUAGAUAACUUUUAAAAUGGCAUUUCUUCCCAAUAUAAUUUCAUCCACCAUACAAAAUGUUAACAAAAUUUUGUUAAAUUCAACCACCAUUGAUCGGACAUGCAUUAGAUACGCAUCAAAGAAAAGUAGCAGCAGUACGAGAAAUAAACCUAUUAAAACAAGACCGAAGCACAGAGGUAUCCGUGUAUAUGACGGUUUUUUUGUACAAGCAGGAACAAUACUUGCCACUCAAUUGACACCUAGAUUUCAUCCUGGUCUAAAUGUUGGUUGGGGAAAGAAUGGAACAUUGUUUGCUAUGGAGGCAGGAAAGGUGAUGAUAACUUGUGAAAAGGUCAAUCUUAAUUGGGAUCAUAAUUGGGUGAUAAAAUAUUAUGCAGGUCGGGAAGGACAAACUAUCUAUAAGAAACAUUUCAACGUAAUACCAAUGCCUCAACACAAUCGUUUCAAACUGAUCAAUGCCAUUUAGAUUAAGGAAUUUUAUUAAGUGAUUCAGAUAGAAGAAAAUAUAUUUUAAUGUAGACAUAUAAACAAUACGUAAUUAUGUAAUAUUUUUGACCGUUUAAAAAUAAAAAUCCUUGAUAACAGA